AGAAAUGGACAGUUUUGCUGUGCGAGAGUUUGGGUGAAUAAAAAAGUUGAAUGUUUUUUUUCCUUUCAUGUUCAUCUCAUUUUUUUAGGCAAAAGUGACGCUGAAAGAUGUGGAUAAUGCCUAUUAUGAAGUACUGAAGUGGUUAGAACAGACAGAUUCAAAGGUUCUCAUAUUAGCAGCGAAACAAGCGGUAGCGCAUGCUCACUACGCUCGAGCACUGAAGUAUCUCAGAAAAGCUACCGAGGAGAAGAGUUACGCAAACAACAUGAUUCUCGAAGCGGCUAUUACUGAGCUUGUGGACCAUCUUGGUUGGACGCAUAUUUCGACCAAUUUGCGGAAUCAGAUGAUCAUCAAAUUCCGCUACGACUACCGACCUUUCUAA
Molecule: messenger RNA, 382 nt
Organism: Gongylonema pulchrum
Lineage: Eukaryota; Metazoa; Nematoda; Chromadorea; Rhabditida; Gongylonematidae
Source: the annotation of a GenBank genome assembly